Messenger RNA from Lacerta agilis (Sand lizard), 4181 nucleotides. RefSeq names its product frizzled class receptor 6 (gene FZD6). The transcript is spliced from 7 exons. Gene Ontology annotation, biological process: canonical Wnt signaling pathway; non-canonical Wnt signaling pathway. The coding region runs from base 296 to 2455 and encodes 719 amino acids. NCBI's taxonomy places the organism in Eukaryota, Metazoa, Chordata, Lepidosauria, Squamata, Lacertidae. The record is from RefSeq and is a predicted model, not a curated record. Gene Ontology annotation, molecular function: Wnt receptor activity; Wnt-protein binding. Gene Ontology annotation, cellular component: plasma membrane.
GUUGGUGAAGAAGAAGAGGCCGUUUGUUUGGAGGACUUAAUUAAAUCCGGGUUUUCUGUUCCUCUCUCCGUUCUGAGCAUCUUGGGGGAAAAUGCUCCAUGGCAGUGCGCAAAUGGCAAAGUUUAUCUUUCAGGUAAUCGAGACAGGCAGAUGAGAAUAUGAAGAGAAACAGGAAAUCCAGUCUUACCAUCUCAUUGCAUUCUCUGAGAAAUUAAAAAAGGAGUAUGUGUUUACUUUGAUUGUGAACAAAAUAUCCUGUGGAGAAGCUGAUCAUGGCACUACACUGAAGUGUGAAAUGCCUGGGAAGAUGGGUAUCUUUGUACUUCUGACCUUGAGCUUAAUCUUAAACUUGACACAUGGGCAUAGCUUAUUCACAUGUGAACCCAUUACUAUCCCAAGAUGUUCUGGAAUGGCCUACAAUAUGACAUUUUUUCCCAAUGUGAUGGGGCACUAUGAUCAGCAAACUGCAGCUGCCAGAAUGGGGGAUUUCCUUCCUCUUCUGAAUGUCCAGUGCUCACCAGAUAUUCAUGCAUUUCUUUGCAAAGCAUUUGUGCCUGCCUGUUUGGAUCAAUCGCGAGUGAUUCACCCAUGCCGAAGUCUCUGUGAAAGAGUGUACUCUGACUGUAAACAAGUGAUAAACACUUUUGGAAUUAAUUGGAAUGAGGAACUUGAAUGCAGCAGGUUGGAGGAUUGUGAUGAAACUGCUGCUGUCACUCCUUCUCUUACUACAAAGUCCCAUGACACUAAGAAGACUCCAGGACAGCCCAGAAGGGAUUAUGGAUUUUGGUGUCCACGUCAUCUGCAGACCUCCGGUGGCCAAGGCUACAAGUUUUUGGGAAUUGAUCAGUGUGCACCCCCCUGUCCCAACAUGUACUUCAAUAAUCAUGAGCUAGACGUCGCCAAAAGCUUCAUUGGGAUUGUUUCAAUUUUUUGCCUUUGCGCGACACUGUUCACAUUCCUAACGUUUUUGAUUGAUGUUAAGCGGUUCAGAUACCCAGAGAGGCCAAUAAUAUAUUAUUCUGUUUGUUACAGCAUAGUGUCUCUGGUAUACUUCCUUGGGUUUGUCCUGGGAAACAGAACUGCCUGUAAUAAGGUAGAUGAAAAACUGCAACUUGGAGAGACGGUUGUUCUUGGUUCUCAGAACAAAGCCUGCACAAUUGUUUUUAUGGCUCUGUAUUUUUUCACCAUGGCUGGAACUGUGUGGUGGGUGAUCCUCACAGUCACUUGGUUCCUAGCUGCCGGACGAAAGUGGAGCUGUGAAGCUAUUGAGCAAAAGGCAAUGUGGUUCCAUGCAAUUGCCUGGGGCAUGCCCGGCUUUCUCACCAUUAUGCUGCUUGCCAUGAACAAAGUGGAAGGUGACAACAUCAGCGGUGUUUGUUUUGUUGGCCUCUAUGACCUGGAUGCUUCCAGAUACUUUGUCCUUUUGCCUUUGUGCCUUUGUGUCUUUGUUGGAUUGUCUCUCCUCUUAGCAGGCAUAAUUUCUCUAAAUCAUGUGCGGCAAGUUAUACAGAAUGAUGGCAGGAAUCAAGAAAAGCUAAAGAAAUUCAUGAUUCGAAUCGGUGUCUUCAGUGGCUUAUACCUAGUACCUUUAGUGAUGCUCUUGGGAUGUUAUAUCUACGAGCAGGUGUACAGGAAGAUCUGGGAAACCACUUGGGUUUAUGACCAUUGUGUUAAGUUCCAUAUACCUUGCCCUUAUCAGGUCAAGAUAUUGGCAAGACCAGAAAUAAUUUUGUUUCUGAUGAAAUACCUUAUGACUUUAAUUGUUGGCAUCUCUCCAGUUUUCUGGGUAGGAAGCAAGAAGACUUGCUCAGAAUGGGCAAGUUUCUUCAACAGGAAUCGCAAAAGAGAUCCAAUCAGUGAAAGCCGAAGAGUAUUGCAAGAGUCAUGUGAAUUUUUCUUGAAGCACAACUCUAAAGCAAAGCACAAAAAGAAGCACUACAAAUCCAGCUCUCACAAACUGAAGGUGAUUUCAAAGUCAAUGGGGACCAGCACAGCUGUCUCAACCAAUCACGGAACUUCUGCCAUGGCCAUUGCAAACCAUGAUUACUUAAGCCAAGACACAUUCACUGAGAUCAAAAGCUGUCCUGAAACAUCUGAGAGAGAGAUGGAAGCAGAUGGAACGGCCAGCCAGAAAGUGAAAGAGGAAGACCUUGCCCGCAGCGAACAAAGUGCACUGCACAUGUUACCUAGCCCUAAAGUGGCUUUGGAACAGCUAGAAAAGAGAGGGAAGGCAGACAACACACAGGAUAUUGCCAGCUUAUCUGAAAGCAUGAAAAGAAUGGUCGAAGGAAGGACAACUCCUAGAAGUGAUCUAAUUGAAUCCCUUCCCCUCCAAGUUGGUCAUCCGCACCUUGAUGUUUCCCAGCCAGGCAGUCCCAAGGGGUCAGUCUUGUUUGCCCAUUCCUCUUCAGAUUCAAGGAAAGCUCAGGAGUCUGGUCAUAGUUCAAAUGCUUAAAAAGGCGGAAUUGCUACGUGAGUCAUUUCAGCUCAUGGAUGGAAUCUGUGUUACACUGGAAAUGACUGUUGCGCUCUGCUUUGCAAGGAGGUGCCACCAUAUCCUCCUUGGUCACACUUCAGGUAAACCUAAAAUUGCAUUGUGAGGGGCCUAGCAACAGCUUCCUCUUCAAACUUUGGACAUGUCCUAGCUAGCAGUAAGUUUGAUGUGAAAGAGAUGAUGAAUAAGUAAGUACUGCUUUUUAUAACCUUUAUGUCAAACUGCAUUGCAGUAGUGGAGAUGGAAGGUAUCUUGAGCUGUGUUAUAAACUACCCCCUCCUUCUAGCAGUGCUAUUUACUGUAUCAUAAAUAGGUGGGUCACACAGGGGCAGGGGGAAACUGAUGCACCAUGUGAGAAUAACAGCACGGUCCCAUUCUUGGAGAAUCGGCUUAAGCUGCAAAGUACAAGCAGUGACUUGAGCACUUGUGGCUGAAGCAUAGCCCAGUGUCUGCCUUUGCUGCUCUUAUCAGCCAGCUCUGACCUGCAGGCCAGAGAAUCCCUUAGCCUAAGUUCUCCAGUGUGAUGCCAGUGGAUACUACAUCUCCCUCAGAAGCCCCCUUGGCACUUACCAAGGUAUCUCCCUAUUUUGGUUUUCGGCAGGGUUGAAUUUUUCAUUUGUCUUAUUUUGGGGCGGAGGGGUUCUUUUGUGAAAUGGGGAUUUCUCAAAUGCGCCUUUCUUAUUAUCCCAUCUGGCAAGUACACAUGUACAUCCACUUCUGAUUUCUGUGGUCCAACAGCCCAUGGGAUGCUGCUGAGAAACGUAAUAGGGACCCUGCUUUUGCCUCUGCCAAAGCUGUGCAACUGUCUUUAUGAACUACAACUGUAUUGUAAAAAUACUGGGUGGUCACUGGUGCAGAUGCUUCUGUGCAGGCAUUUGUAUUGGGCCUAGUAGACAAGCUAUUUUUGUAAAAAAAAAAAAAAAAAUCUUAAGUGCAAUGGCUCAUAAUUUUUGAGCCAUUAGUAAUAUUUUAUGUUAUGGUCUAAACACUGAAAUGGAAAGGGAUUCUUGAAUCAAAACCAGUUUUGAAAGUAGCUACUUUUAUACAAGUAUAGCACAGAUCAAUUGUUUCUCUUACAUGACAGGAUGCUUUGUUAUAUACCUCUCUCCUACCCUUCAUUAUUAUUGUUGUUAUGCUCAAGUAAGGUAAGGUGGGAAGUGGUGAAGCCAACCACUGUUCAGAUAUUACAGGCAAUAACCUGGGAAUUUACUUAACCUCAGUAUUUCUACUCAGGGUGGUACCUUUCAAAACUGAGGCUUGAGCACAAUCUAAUAGUAGCUUGCAUUUUAUAAAGUGAGAUUCUGCAUAAAUUGGGCAUUGAACCCCAUUCCCUUCCCUUCCCUUUCUUUCCCCCAUAUCAGAAUAGACCUUUGAGACAACAUAUAGACCACAGUAACUAUGAAGCUAAUUUCCUAGCCUUUUGUAGUUUGGGGAUCUAAGCUGUAACCUUCUAUAAAUAUUUUUUUUUAUGUUUUCUAUUAGCUUGGAAAAUGGGAGAACUGUGUGUUACUUUGCUAGAAGUCAUUCAGUCCUGAUCUUUGCAUUUUAAACAUCUGUUUUUUGUGAUUUCUGAGUCCCUUUAUUGAUCAUUUAUUGAUAAAUCAGCUCUGAAGCAUCAACUGAUUAAAACAAGCACUUUCUGCUAUUCUAGUCUACAGGUAGAAUCUACAAAAACCAAAUCUGUCUG